AAUCAUUUAACAUCAACAGAUAAUGAAACAAGUGGCGAUGAAGAUUCCGAUGUUGAUGAAAUGAGAAAAAAUCUUGAAUCAAUGUUAGAACCAACUGUAUCAAAAAAAUCAACAGAAACAAAACCACAUGUUGAUACAACAGAUACAACGAAGAAAACAGGUUCACGUGCACUCAAAAUCGUUCGUACAUAUCUUGAUGAUAACGGACGUGAACAUCAACGUACUGAAUAUGUACGUAAACCAAUGGUGGCUGAAGCCUAUUCAAAAAUUCGUUUAACAAAAGAUAAUGAUUUUAUUCGUCAAUUUUUUGCACUUGAUGAAGAUCAACGCGAAAAUUUACGUCGUGAACGUCGUCGAUUACAAGAACAAUUACGUCGUGUUCGUCGACAAGAUCGUUUACAACAACGUAAUACAACAUUACCAUCAAAUACCAUUGAUGGUCAUCAUUCACCAUCGUCACGUUCAACAAAUCCUUCGCCAAUACGUCAUUUACAUUUACAAUUAAAUUCUAAUGAUUUAUCAUCAUUAAAAUUACCAUCUGUUUCCGAUAUAUUAAAUAAAAAUGAUGGCAAUGCAAUGGAUGAAACUCAUCCUGAUUUAUUUAUGGAUAAUAGUCAUAAUAUAACAUCAACUAGUCAAUUAAUAUCAACAUCAUUAGAUAAUUUAAAUAGUAAUAGUCAAUCAGGGUUUGCAAAUUAUUUUAGUUCAACAUCAUUUGGUGAAGAUGGACAAGAAAAUAAUGAAAUGAUUAGUCCAACAACUAAUCCUUCUGAUCCAUCAGGAUCACAUAAAAAAAGAAAGAAAUCCGAGAAAGAUCUUAAAUGGCUUAAAUGCGGUGCAUGUGGUGGUCAAGGUCAUAUGAGAACGAAUCGAGAUUGUCCAAUGUAUGGAAAAACAUCGAGUGGAAAUAUGCAAGCAAAUAUUAGUGUUGAUAAUGAAGAUGCCCAACAUAGUUUUGAUCUUCCAGGAGUUGAUUUAAAUUCUUCAAUAAAUUCUGGAGAUGUUUCAGUUAAAAUGGUUGAAGGUGGUGGUACGAAAUUAAUAUUUGCAAAAAAUGUUCUUGAAAAAGUAUCAUCAAAAGAUCCAUCGCGAAAAUCGAAAAAAAAUAAAACAUCAAAAUUAUUAUCAACUGGUGCUGAAUCAGUAGGUGAUGGUGAUGAAUCAACAACAAAUAGUCAAUCAAAUUCAUUUAAUCCAAAUAUGAAUAUAGAUCGACCACCAACUCCUCCACCUAUUGUUCAUAUAUCUAAAAUGCAAUUUAUUCCACCUAUAAAAUCUUCAUCAUCAUCUCCACCAGUUAAUCUAACUUAUACACCAAAAUCGAGUGGUACACUUAAAACAACAUUAUCACAUGCGGGAAGCCGACGUAAAAGUUCAACAACACCAACAAUUGCUGAAAAUAAUCCGAAAUCAAAUCAAAAUUAUAUUAGUACAACACCAUCUACAGCAUUUCGUCAACAACCAACAUCAACACCAUUAUCAUCGGGUCCAUUAGGCACAAUGUUUUCAUUUCCACCAAAUACACCAACAACACCAACACCUCUAUCAGCAGGUGCUGAUUAUUUAGAUAAACGUGCACGAACUGUACAACGAAGACGAAUUGAUCCACUUGUUAGUUUUGCUACUUUACUCGAAAGUAUUCUUAAUGAACUUCGAGAUAUGUCUGAGGCAACAAUGUUUUUGGCACCCGUUAAUUCUCGACUUUAUCCAGCAUAUUAUGAAGUAAUUAAAAAUCCUAUUGAUUUACAAACAAUUCGUCAACGUGUUCUUGCUCAUCAAUAUGAAACUCGUCAAGGUUUUCUAAAUGAUAUUCGACAAUUAGUUGAAAAUAGUCGUCAAUUCAACGGUGAAUAUGAUCAAAUCACACGUGAUGCACAAACAAUAUUUGCUGCUUGUUUUCAAAAAUUUGCUGCUAAUGAAGAUAAAUUAAUGAAAUUAGAAAAAGCAAUAAAUCCAUUAUUAGAUGAUGAUCUUCUUGUUGCUAUAUCAUAUUUAUUUGAACGUAUAUUAAGUGAACAUUUAAUGAAUGUUGAAAAUUCUUGGCCAUUUCAUCAUGCUGUUAAUAAACUUCGUUUUAAAGAUUAUUAUGAUAUUGUUAAAACACCAAUGGAUUUAGAAAAAAUAAAAAAUAAUAUUCUUAAACAUACAUAUCGUUCACGUGCAGCAAUGUUAGCUGAUGUUAAUCUACUAUAUACAAAUAGUGUUCAAUACAAUGGUGAAUCACAUUCAAUAACAGCAAUAGCAUCAAAAAUAGUUCAAACAUGUAAAGAACAAUUUGAUGAGCAUACUGAUCAAUUUGAUGCACUUGAAAGAAAUCUUGUACAACAAAAUUUAGCUAUUACAAGAACCACUGAACAGCCAUCGAACGAAGAUGAUUGGCAACAAAUGAUUGGAAAUGAACCUAUAAAUAAUUUUUCAUUCCGUCCAUUAGAUGAAGAAGCAGAUGAUAAUACUGAUCUAAAAAGUCCAACAGCACUUGGUAUGUCACUUGAAACAUUUCUUGCAUGUGGUUUACCAAAUACGGAACAUAAUAUUGCACCAAGUGAAUCUGAACAAAAUGAAAAUAAUGAUGAUGAACCAUUUCAAUCAACUGAAGGAAUUACCACAGAAGAUAUUUUAGGUAAUAUUAGUGAAUCCGAUACAUCUGAUGAUGAUAAUGAUAAUAAAAAAUCUUCAUCUUUACUAUCAUCUCAAACUCAUCAAAAUAUAUCAGAUGAUCCAAAUUUACCAGCUGAUGAAGCAUCUUCUAAACAUCGUCAUCAUAAACAUUCAAAAAAACGAUUGAAAACAUCACAUUCUCAUACAACAACAACCGAUGCAGCUGCACUUCAGUUAUCUGAAGAUGAACUCUAA
Adineta steineri is the source of this 2853-nucleotide messenger RNA. Lineage: Eukaryota; Metazoa; Rotifera; Eurotatoria; Adinetida; Adinetidae. The record is from the annotation of a GenBank genome assembly.